Molecule: messenger RNA, 2595 nt
Organism: Caenorhabditis elegans
Lineage: Eukaryota; Metazoa; Nematoda; Chromadorea; Rhabditida; Rhabditidae
Gene: eif-3.B
Product: Eukaryotic translation initiation factor 3 subunit B
Exons: 5
Coding region: 26-2203 (725 amino acids)
Biological process (GO): translational initiation; formation of cytoplasmic translation initiation complex; cytoplasmic translational initiation
Cellular component (GO): eukaryotic 48S preinitiation complex; eukaryotic translation initiation factor 3 complex; eukaryotic 43S preinitiation complex
Molecular function (GO): translation initiation factor activity; translation initiation factor binding; RNA binding
Source: RefSeq, marked reviewed
UUUCAGACUAGUUGGGUUACACAGAAUGGUCGAAAUUGACUUUAAUAAAGAGAACGAAGAAGAUUUUUCGGAUCCGCCAGGAUUUGUUGACGACGUCACCGAUGAUGUUCUCGUUCCUGACGUUCUCCACAAGAAACCAACUAUCGAUGAAUUUGAAGACAAUUGCGUCUUCAUCGCGGGAAUCCCAGUUGUUGGAGCUGACCGUCUUGGAAAACUCCAAAGUGUACUGAAGAAGGUUCUGGAGAGGUUGGAUCCUGCAGUGAAGCUCUACAUUCCGCCAAGUCCAGAAGGAGGUUGCUUGGGAGUUCUGCUCACCGAGUGGGCCGAUCAACGAUCCGCUCAGUUCGCCGUGAAAAGUUUGAAUGGAUAUGCUUUCGAUAAGAAUCACACAUUCACCGCCCGUUCUUUCAAGGAUAUGAAGCAACUCGAAGCUCCUUCCGAUCACUGGACAACUCCAGAGAAGCAGGCUUAUAAUGACGUUGGAGAUCUCUGGUGGUGGCUUCAAAACGAGCGUUGCCGUGAUCAGUUCGCAAUUUCCCACGAUAAACUUGGAGUUCCAACUGUCGGAGUGUUCACCAAUAUGAAGGGAAAUGAUCCAGAGCUUGCAGGAGAUGCCGAUAAGGCUGAAAGAGCUAACUGGACCGAAACCGUCUUCACUUGGUCACCACACGGCUCCUACCUUUCCACGAUCCAUAAGCAAGGAAUCAUACUUUGGGGAGGCAAAGACUACGCUCGUGCCCACCGUUUCGCUCAUACCAACGUUCAAUACAUUGAUUUCUCGCCGUGUGAGACCUACCUUGUUACCUACGCCGCUCCGGAAGAGUCGAACAGCUGGGGAGACUGUGAGAAGGAUAGUUUGAGAAUUUGGGACGUCCGAACCGGAGAAUUGAAGAAGGCCUUUUCCACUUUCGAGCUCACCGGAAGAACUCAGCUCCCAACCUGGCCAUUCUUCAGAUGGUCAUUCGAUGAGAAGUACUUCGCGUGCCUCAAGGCUCCAGAAAAGGAUAAGCUUGAGCGUGAGCAGAAGAUCAACGGAAUUUCGAUCUUCGAAUCCGAGAAGUUCGAGCUCUAUGAAGGCCGUCCCGUGAAUAUCGAGAAUAUCAAGCAAUUCGAGUGGUCGCCAACAUCCACAGUCCUCGCCUACUAUUCAGAGUGCACUGACGCCGUUCCAGCCGAGUUUGGACUCUUGCAAGUUCCAUCAAUGCAGAGACUUCGUUCGGCUCGCGUUCACAAUGUCGCCGACGCUCAGAUGUUCUGGCAGAAGAGCGGAAAGCGAUUGGCCUUCUACACGAUGAGAUUCAAGAAGAAGGAGUACAGAGAGACCGGAGAAGUCAAAUAUGUGGGAGGAUGCCAAUACCACGUGGACAUCUUCGAGAUUGACAAGAAGGACGUUUCCCUUAUGAAUCUCCCACUUUCGGAGCCAUUCAUCCAUUUCGAUUGGGAUCCAGAAGGCGAUAAGUUCUGUGUGCUCGUGGGAAACACCGCUAAGGCCACUCCACAAGUCUACAAGAUCGAGGCUAACAGCCACGCACCGAAGCUUGUGAGCAAGUUGGACGCUGGAGUUCACUUCAAUGAGGUUCAAUUCGCGCCGAAAGGAGGAUGGCUUGCAGUUCUCGCCAAGGUGUCAGCUGGAGGAAACGUCUAUUUCAUUGAUACUUCUUUGUCGGAGGCCAAGAGAACUAAUGUUAUAGAACAUCCACUCUUCAAUAAGGGAUAUUGGGAUCCAACUGGAAGAUACUUUGUGACAUGCUCAACGUUGGGAGGAAGAGCCGGAGCCGAUUUGGGUUACCGAAUCUUCACAUUCCAGGGAAGAGAACUGUGCAGAAAGAAUCUCGACCGGCUCGCCCAAUUCAAGUGGAGACCACGGCCGCCGGUGAAGUUGAGCGAACAGAAGCAGCGUGAGAUCAAGAAGAACUUGAAGAAGACCGCCGCCAAGUUCAUCAAGCAGGAUGACGACGAAAAGUGCAGAGCCAGUCAGGAGGUUGUUGAGAAGCGACGCAAGAUCAUGGCUGCCUUCGAUAUUAUUCGAAGCCGGAAUCGCGAGCAACUCGACGCCACCCGUGACGAGAGAAUCUCUCUUCGAAACGGCGUGGACACAGAAGCCCAACUCGACGAGGACGAAUUUGUGGAUGAGGAGAUUACCAUUGCGCUGAGCACAAGCAAAACACAAGCCCCUCUGACGGAGGAGGAGAUGAGAGACUAAUUAGUUAUUUGAUUUCCCGGUUUUUCCCCUUUUUUAUGCGCUGCUUUUUCUUCCUGAUUUCUCGAAGACUUGGAGCGGCGUCCCCUCUUUUUGGUGGUUCCACCAUGUACUCGUUUUCGUUUUCCUCUUCAUUUUCCCAGUCAUGUCGUCAUUUUCUGAACAACGCCUUUUUCUAUGGCAAAUUUAACUUUAUGAUGCCUGAAUGGAGAAGGUUUUUUCAAGCUUCUUUUGGGCGGCCCUAAUAUUAUUUAAUUGUUUCUCUCUAUCCACUUUAAUAUCUCUUGUUGCUCCCGUCUCUCCGUGUUUUCUGGUGGUUUUUGCCGAUAAAAUGUUGAUGAAUUAGUUGAUGUUUCAGAUUUUUUCCAAAUAAACAGAAGUGAAAAUUCAUAAAU